This is a messenger RNA of Ambispora gerdemannii, 681 nucleotides long. The record is from the annotation of a GenBank genome assembly. NCBI's taxonomy places the organism in Eukaryota, Fungi, Glomeromycota, Glomeromycetes, Archaeosporales, Ambisporaceae.
AUGGCUGAUUUAUUAUUCAGACAAAAUUUUUUCAAGAACCGUCUAGUCGUUGAUUUUUCUCGCUCACUAACCACUCUUCGUAACAACAAUCUAAGGGAUGUACUAGAUAGCAACAGGGCAUGGGCCAAUUCCUAUAAACUCCGUGAAGCAAAAUUUUUCCCCAAACUCGCCAUGUCGCAAAAACCAAAAAUUUUCUGGAUAGGUUGCGCAGAUUCUCGCGUUCCACCCGAAAUGAUAUCCCAAUUGGGGUUUGGACAAUUGUUUAUCCAUCGAAACAUUGCGAAUCAAUUCAAGAAAGAGGAUCAAAGUUGCGAGUCGACAUUAGAGUAUGCCGUGCAUUACCUUAAAGUCGAGCAUGUUAUCGUGUGUGGACAUACGAGGUGUGGUGGUAUUGAACAUGCGUUCAAUGAGAAUCUUUUACCAUACCUGAAGGACUGGGUGAAACCAAUACAGGAUGUGUACAAAGUACACAAGGACAAAUUUAAGGGUGUGUCGCAUAAAGAAGAGUUUAAUCGGAUUCUGGUAAAACUUAAUGUUGGAGAGCAAAUUAGAAAAAUUGCCGAGACAGAUGUGGUUAAAGCUGCUUGGGCAGCUAAUCAACCUUUGGCGAUUCAUGGCUGGGUUUAUCAUUUGGAAUCGGGAACUUUGGAAGACUUAAAAAUUACAAUUGAUGAAGCUUAA